AUGGGUGAGAACGCAGGCUCAGCCACCUCUGUCCCGUCCAUCGUCCUCCCAGUCUCGUUGGAUCAUGUUCGCGUCAAGUCUCUCCCGCCUGCUGCAUACUACGUAUCGGAUUUCAUCACUGAAGACGAAGAGCGAAUCAUUCUAGAUAAAAUUGCGUCCGCACCCAAGCCUCGUUGGAAGCAACUCACGCAUCGUCGCCUGCAGACAUGGCCCUCCGAUCUGGUCAGCAACAAGUUGGUCGAUGCGCCAUUGCCUGGUUGGCUUAGUGACCCCGUCAUCUCUCGUUUGAAGUCCAUACCUCUAUCGCAAGAGCCCGAUGCACCCGACCUGUUCUCUGAUAGCCCGCACCAGCGACCGAACCAUGUUCUCAUUAAUGAGUAUCCGCCUGGUAUUGGCAUCAUGCCACACAAGGACGGAAGCGCGUACCAUCCCGUUGUCUGCACGGUAAGCCUUGGCGCUAGCCUUUGCCUCAACAUCUAUAAGAGUAAAGACAAUGGAGCCCUCGAACCCGAUCCCGUUUUCAGAAUCCUUCAGGAGCCGCGGAGCCUUCUCAUCACUACCGAGGAUCUAUACACCGAAUAUCUUCACGGCAUCGCAGAUGUUACAGAAGACGUCAACUUGUCUGAAACUACAGUCGCAAACUGGAAUUUACUUCGUUCUAGCAAUGAUUUCGUCCAAGGCUGUAAUACCCGAGCCACGCGCACAAGUCUAACAUACCGCGAUGUCUUGAAAGUCUCGAAGCUCGGAAACAAGUUCGCCAUGUUUCAAAAGAAGUAG
Truncatella angustata is the source of this 777-nucleotide messenger RNA. RefSeq names its product Alkbh6 protein. The transcript is spliced from 2 exons. The coding region runs from base 1 to 777 and encodes 258 amino acids. The record is from RefSeq and is a predicted model, not a curated record. NCBI's taxonomy places the organism in Eukaryota, Fungi, Ascomycota, Sordariomycetes, Amphisphaeriales, Sporocadaceae.